AUGAUUUUCUCUACAUCAUUUUCCAAAUUCUCGGAGAUCAGUACGACUACAACAGCCGGUCUUGAAGAUGUAGAGAAUGCUGCGAUUCGCAAAUGGGCUGCCAUGUGGCGCUCCAUAACGCUGUCUGUCUUGGAGCAUACGUAUUUGCCUUAUUAUAGUUAUAUUCACUAUCUGGACCUGGAAGGCCUAUGGCACCUUCUUUGUGAUCUAGCAUUCUUUACCCCGGAGAUUGAUGACUAUUUGUCUCCUGCAUAUUGGAUGAAAGGAAACAGGUGGCUCCGUUCCUCUGCCAAAUCAUUUGAUAAAGACUUUGUUCUGUUGACAAUCGGCUCGGGUUAUAUCAUUACAACACAUCGCACUAGGAGGCACCUAACUGGAUAUCAAGUGCAACCCUCCGAGCUAGCUGAAUUCCUUCAACAAUUACCCUCUCUCCAAACACUAAGUGUCUCGUCCGGCGCCUCUCUUACGGAUCAUGUGAGAGACACGAUCCGAAACCAUUGCCCCGACCUUAAACAACUCACAAUACACUCAUGGGAUGGUGAACAGCCUAUAUCCAGCCAUUCCCACCUAGGACCCCGCAUGAUUAGGGCCCUGGGCUCACAUUGGAACUCACUAAGAGAACUCAAGCUGGCUUAUCUCGGGAUCACAGCAAUCAACGAGUUGCUCUCACUAACCGUACCACCAGCUUUAAAGGUCUUAGUAUUAGAAAAUACUAUAAAUGUGGGCUACAUUGAAGCAUGCUCCCAACUGACACCCCGAGUCGCGGGUUGGAUAAGCAGCUGUAAAGCCCUACAGCAACUCGAGCUCAAACAAUUCAUGGACGACGAACUUAUACUCGCACAAGCCCUCCUCGAGAAGAGCCUCCGUCUAUCCAGCCUCUCAUUAGCAGGCUACAGUAUACGAAAUGCCAGUCUCUUCCACGAGGCCCUGCACCACCAGCCAUCACUACAAAAUCUGUAUCUGAAAGGCGAAGGAAGCGACAAACCCGAGCACAACAAAUCCCUGUUUCAGGCUAUCAGCCAACUAAACAAUCUCCGCGAUCUAGAGCUCGAAGGCGUAUCGGACGGUUUCACCACCGACGACGUAAUAGCACUAACACCCCUCUUCCCCAAUCUCGAACGACUCAGUAUCGGCGGCAAAUAUUUCCGCGACGACAUAUGGAAUGCAUUCCUCUGUCUCCCUAAGCUCAAAAGCCUCCUCAUCCUCGGCCGCAGUGAAUUCAAAGCCAAGGGCGUUCUUGACUUCAUCGGCCAGCUAGGACCCGGAAACAGAGGUUUCAGUUUGUCCAUCUUAAAAUCGACGAUCGACACGAAUAUCCACGAGUUUGCCGAGGCUUAUAUUCGUGAUGCCCUGAUAUCUAAACUCGAAGAGGAAUUUGAGACGGAAUCCGAGAUAGAAUCCGAGGACGAUAUUUCCGAAUGA
This is a messenger RNA of Aspergillus caelatus, 1422 nucleotides long. RefSeq lists its product as uncharacterized. The transcript has 6 exons. The coding region runs from base 1 to 1422 and encodes 473 amino acids. The record is from RefSeq and is a predicted model, not a curated record. Lineage: Eukaryota; Fungi; Ascomycota; Eurotiomycetes; Eurotiales; Aspergillaceae.